ACAAACAUCUUAAAUUUACCGUAUAAUUGAUUUAGAUAUGACCAAAUUUGAUCUGAAUGGAUUAAAAUUUCCAAUUUUUGUGCACCAUUGCCACCUUCCCCUUCCCCUAUAUGUACCGCGGAUUCAGCUCUCCCAAUCCCCUCUCUAUCUCUCUCCUCUUCUCCAUCUCCUUCAGUUCAUCGCAGAUUUUAGCUGACAACUAGGAAACUGCACUAAUCACAUUCUUCAUACACACACUGAAAAGAUCUGCACAUUAAUUACAAUUUGAACUGUGACUUUGUACGCUGUUUUCUCAAUGUCUCCCCUGUUUUUGGUACUCGGAGGAGCUUUUGCUUUGCUUCCACUGAUCACAAUUGCAAGCCAUGACUACGGCGAAGCUCUUUCUAAGAGCAUUCUCUUCUUUGAAGCUCAGAGGUCUGGUUACUUGCCCACCUCCCAAAGGGUGCAAUGGAGGGGUAAUUCUGGCCUCACCGACGGAAAACUCAAUGGGGUGGAUCUGGUGGGAGGAUACUAUGACGCAGGGGACAAUGUGAAGUUUGGACUGCCCAUGGCUUUCACCAUUACUAUGAUGUGUUGGAGCAUAAUUGAAUACGGAGGACAGAUGGAUGGCAGUGGAGAGCUUGGAAAUGCAGUUGAUGCUGUUAAGUGGGGCACUGAUUAUCUCAUCAAAGCCCAUCCCCAACUAGUCCUUUAUGGGGAGGUGGGAGAUGGAAACACAGACCAUUACUGCUGGCAAAGGCCCGAGGACAUGACCACUUCCAGGGCUGCUUACAAGAUUGAUCCCACCCACCCGGGGUCCGAUCUCGCCGCAGAGACUGCCGCCGCCAUGGCCGCCGCCUCCAUUGUCUUCCGCCGCUACAACCCCUCCUACUCGGCGGAGCUCCUCAAACAUGCCUAUCAGCUCUUUGAUUUUGCGGACAAGUACAGGGGCAAAUACGACAGCAGCAUCACCAUUGCACAGAAGUACUACCGAUCCGUUAGUGGAUACGCCGAUGAAUUGUUGUGGGCAGCUGCAUGGCUGUACAAGGCAACAAAUGAUGAGUACUACUUAGAUUACCUGGGGAACAAUGGUGAUGCACUUGGAGGAACUGGUUGGGCAAUGACUGAAUUUGGUUGGGAUGUCAAGUACCCUGGUGUUCAGACCAUGGUUGCCAAGUUCUUGAUGGCUGGAAAAGGUGGUAAGUAUGCAGCAGUGUUUGAGAAGUACCAAGAGAAGGCUGAGUUUUUCAUGUGUUCAUGCCUUGGCAAGGGCAGCCUCAAUGCUCAAAAGACUCCAGCAGGGCUCAUUUUCCGGCAGCGGUGGAACAACAUGCAGUUUGUUACUAGUGCUUCGUUUCUGGCGACCGUCUACUCUGAUUAUCUAACCUCUGCCGGCAAGUCCCUCAGCUGUGCCAACGGCAACUUCUCGCCGUCUGAGCUCCUCUCCUUUGCUAAGUCUCAGGUGGACUACAUUCUUGGAGACAACCCGCGAGCCACUAGUUACAUGGUUGGAUAUGGCCAUAAUUACCCUCAACAAGUGCACCACAGAGCUUCCUCCAUCGUGUCGUAUAAGGUCAACCCAUCGUUUGUUAGCUGCAGGGGAGGAUAUGCCACUUGGUUUAACAGAAAGGCAAGCGAUCCCAAUCUGCUUACCGGUGCUAUUGUUGGUGGCCCUGAUGCCUAUGACAAUUUUGCUGAUCAAAGGGACAACUAUGAGCAGACGGAGCCGGCUACCUAUAACAACGCUCCACUUCUCGGCAUAUUGGCAAGAUUACAAGGUGGUCACAGUGGCUACAAUCAGCUCCUUCCAGUUGAACUACCUGCACUUAAACCAAUUGCUAUUGAUCCAAAGCAAGCUACAAAGCCAGUGGUCAAUCCGUCUCCAGCUUCUUCUACCAAUCCAAUUGCAAUCAGCCAAAAGGUGACUGCUUCAUGGGUUCACGAUGGGGAAACUUACUACAGAUACUCAACAACAAUCACCAACAUGUCUUCCAAGAACUUGAAGAAUCUGAAGCUUUAUAUUUCGGAGCUCUAUGGUCCUCUAUGGGGCUUGACCAAGUCCGGUGACUCUUACAUCUUCCCAUCAUGGAUCACCUCAUUGCCUUCCGGGAAAAGCAUUGAGUUUGUGUAUAUCCACUCUGCCUCUCCGGCAGACGUCUCGGUUUCAAGCUACACUCUUGUAUAGACAAGCAGUUGCAUGCAACGCUUUUCGCUCUGUUUGUAUCAAGAAUUGUGCAGCCAUACAAUUUAACAUCAAACUAGGAAGAAGAAAAGGGAGCGACGAGAUGAUUUGAAAAGGGGGCUCGUCCUCUUGCUUCGUUUGCGGUAUAGACUAUUGCAGUGAGUGAGAGAGAGAGUAAAAUGAGUAAUGAAGAGAAGUGAAGAUGGUUGGUUCUCAAUGGAAUGUAUUAGUCAGAGCAGGCUUGAGUUUCUCUUAGUGUUAUCCUCUUCUGUAUUUGAUGUUGUAAAAUUCAAAAUACUUUAAUAUAGUUUGUGCAGUAAUCAUUUGUUUCUGAGCUUGUUUUUCA
Messenger RNA from Sesamum indicum (sesame), 2507 nucleotides. RefSeq names its product endoglucanase 6. Gene Ontology annotation, biological process: carbohydrate metabolic process. The record is from RefSeq and is a predicted model, not a curated record. Gene Ontology annotation, molecular function: hydrolase activity, hydrolyzing O-glycosyl compounds; carbohydrate binding. NCBI's taxonomy places the organism in Eukaryota, Viridiplantae, Streptophyta, Magnoliopsida, Lamiales, Pedaliaceae.